AUGCGGGCCUCCUGCUGCUCCUUGGACAUUUCUGACCGAGUCUCCCCUCUGCCCAGAGCUCUCUCCAUCGCUUACUCCCUCCAGCCUCUGCUCUCAGGCGAACUGGGCACGGUGCACAGCCAGUGCCACACCCAAAGUAAGCGCACUGUUCACGCGGUUUCCAACUGGCCAGUGACUUCUCUUGCGAUGAAGAGCGUGCAUUUUUCGGCGGCGGAACUCAAACUUCUAAAAUACACCAGCGCCGCAAAUAUUCAGAAGGCAGGAACUAACCCAAAAGCAAAAUUAGGAAGGCAGGAGGGAGGGGAGGAAAAGAUGGAAGGGAGCGAAGGAGGAAGGGCUUUACUCGGUGCCCAGCGGCAUUCAGAGGCUCUCGCCCCAGGUAGGUCCCAAGCAGAGCCUGGCGUCCCGGCGAACCCAGCCCGCCCCUCCCCCACAGGCCCCAGGAGCAAGGGAAGUUCCGCCGAGACGCGCAGCACCUGCCCGCGGCUCCCGGCCGGCGGCGCGGACCGGCGGGGCGGGAGGCCGCACUCACCUGGCACACAAAGGCCGCGCCCGCCUCCGGAGGGAGGAGGCGCUCGCAGGUCCGGGGGCCUCGGCGGGAGCGGCGACGGGGAAUUCCAGCGGCACCGGAGCCCCGAGCUUACCCACCGCCCCGGGCGGCCUUCUCCCCACCUCCCGCUGCCCCCGGGGCUCUAA
Molecule: messenger RNA, 696 nt
Organism: Rangifer tarandus platyrhynchus (Svalbard reindeer)
Lineage: Eukaryota; Metazoa; Chordata; Mammalia; Artiodactyla; Cervidae
Source: the annotation of a GenBank genome assembly